This is a messenger RNA of Tauraco erythrolophus (red-crested turaco), 855 nucleotides long. The record is from RefSeq and is a predicted model, not a curated record. NCBI's taxonomy places the organism in Eukaryota, Metazoa, Chordata, Aves, Musophagiformes, Musophagidae.
AGGUACGGGGAGGUCGUCAACAUCAACCUGGUGCGGGACAAGAAGACCGGCAAGUCCAAAGGCUUUUGCUUCCUGUGCUACGAGGACCAGAGGAGCACCGUUCUCGCCGUUGACAACUUCAACGGGAUCAAGAUCAAAGCAAGGACGAUUCGCGUGGACCACGUGGCCAACUAUCGGCCCCCCAAAGACUCCGAUGACUUGGAUGACGUCACAAAAGCCCUGCACGCAAAGGGUUGCGGAGUUAAAACGCCCCCUCACACGUCAUCCGAUUCCCUGUCGGAAGAUGAUGAUGUGCCCUUAAAAAAGCAAAAAGAUCCAGAGAGAAGCAGAGCAGAGCGGCACAAGCAGAGCUCGCGGGCUGCCAAGCGGGCGGUGUUGGCAGAGGAGGCGCACCCCCGGAUCAAGAUUAAGAAGGAGAAGGAGGACCCUGCCUACGAGCGCUGUGCCAGUGGGAGCCAGCAGCCCUGGAAGGGCUCCGAGAGGAAGCCUGGGAGCAGGACGCCACGAGAAGAGGAUGAGCGGAGGCACCAGAGGCCUUCGGAGAGAAGAGGGGAGAAGAGCUGCCAGGACCAGAGGGGCCAAAGCAGUCUGUGGGACGAGAGGGAGAAGAGAGAGGAGGCUGGCAGGAAGGGCGACGGGCCUUCCACCUGGCUCCUGCUGCCCGUGCCGCGCGCCCGGGCGGGUUUUGAUGCCUCCUUCAGCCCUUCUUGCCACGUCGGACUCGCGGGCGCGCCAGACCCCGUGCCGCGGGCACCACAGCUGGACUGUUCGCCUCCACCAGCUUCCACCUGGCUCCUGCUGCCCGUGCCGCGCGCCCGGGCGGGUUUUGAUGCCUCCUUCAGCCCUUCUUGCCAC